Molecule: messenger RNA, 2279 nt
Organism: Pelagomonas calceolata
Lineage: Eukaryota; Pelagophyceae; Pelagomonadales; Pelagomonadaceae
Source: the annotation of a GenBank genome assembly
GGUGGGCUACGGAGAGCUGGGGUGCUUUUUGGAGAGCAGCAGUUCUCGACAAACGCAGUUCGCAGCGCUUGAUUUAUCGCAGCGCUGGAGAAGUAUAUCGGCUGCGUCACCUAGACAGCGAACGCGCACUUGUGCGGUCCAAAGCAAGCAAUUUUGAUGCGAUGAUGCUUGCUGGCAUCCCUAGUGCCUUAUACCGCUAGCUCCGCCGGCUUUUGGGUCUGCAUUCAUCGUCCACUCUGCGGCUGUGAGCAGUUACGGACACCGUGGACUUCACCCACACGCUGCCACUGGUGGAACCGCGCGCCGCUCGGCCGCCUCCGAGCGGUCUGCAGCUGAACAAUUCAAAGCACUGCCUGCCAAGCCCAACGCGGCCGGCGACCGCGCAUCGUUACCUCGGCGGUGUCGCGCUUCAUCGCUAAGAAUGGCCACUAUCGACCUCACUCUCUCGGACGACGACGCGCCGCCCGCCGCGCCGGUGGUCCACGACUUGACGCUGGACUCGGACUCGGACGCCGAGCAGGCGCCUGCGAACGCGGGCGAGGCGCCGCAGCUCGCGCCCGCGGCGGCGGACGACGGCGACGCGCCGAUGGUGGCCGCACCACCGCCGGUCGACGCGCUGGCGGCGCCGGAGGACGCCCAGAUGGCGCCCGCGCCCGAGCCGCCGGUCGACGCGGACGACGCGCCGCGGGCGCCCGACGACGCGGCGCCGGACGAGACGCUGGACGAGCCGCAGGCGCCGCCGCGGCGCGCGCGCGCCGCGAGCGAUGCGAGCGAUGCUGGCGAGCCCAAGCGGCAGCGCGUCGACGACGGCGGCGCCGCGCCCGCGCCCGCGCCCGACGAGAGCGAGGGCGAGGCGAGCGAGGCGAGCGACGAGAGCGGCUCGAAGCGCGGCGACGAGGGCGACGGCGAGGCCGCCCCGCCGCCGCCCGACAGGCGGCGGGAUCGGUACGGGGGCGACUACAAGUACGAUCCGUACGGACCCUUCGGCGGCGGGCCAGCGGCCGACGCGGCACCCGCGCCGGUCGCCGCGGCCGCCCAGCCCCCAGCAUCCGACUCCGACUCCGAAGUCGAGGUCAUGGCCGCGCCGGCGCCGGCGCCCGCGCCGGCCGACGACCCCGACGAGACGCAGAUGGAGGACGACGACGACCUGCGGCGCGCCCUCGAGGCGUCGCGCGCGUCAGUGGAAGAGGACGCGCAGCGCCGCCGGAGGAGCUGGAGCACUGACGACCGCACGCCGCUGACCGUCGCCGAAUAUUAUUCCUGCUUCCAGGCCGCCCAGGACAACACGGGGCACACCCUCGAGGACAUCGAGGAGGGGUCCGGGGUACGAGCUGGCAAUGGGCCCGGGUCGGUCAGGGCGGACGGCCAGGGGCGGGCGCAGUACGGCCGGAUCCUCACGGGCGCGACGGAGAAGGUCGCAAACGAGCUCGGUAUUACGGAUAAAGACACGGCGCUCGAUAUUGGUAGCGGCGUCGAGAAUGUGCCGCUCCAGAUCGCCGCGACGUUCGGCUGCAAAGCACGCGGGUUGGAGCUGAUGGAGAGCCGGGCCGUCGUGGGCACGGCACUCGAUGUUGAACUGGCCGCGGUGAUCAACGAACGGCACGCGCUCAGGCGCUGCGGCGACUGCCGUUUGGAGUGGGGCAACAUGCGCGACGAGCAGUGGUGGGAUUUUCUCACCAAAGCGGAAGAAGGCGGCCACAUGAAGGUCUUCGUUAAUAAUUUCAACGACGUCAUGGGCCACCGGUCGACCGAGACCCGGGACGGGCCGACCCUCGACGACCGCAUCUGCGCGAUCUUCGCCGCGAUGCAGCCCGGGGCACGCAUGCUGACCUUGAAUAGGAUGCUCGCGCUGGGCCCGUCGCGCGACCAGGCCAAUGCUGUUCGCGAGCAGCGCGGCCUCGAGCCGUCCGCCGACGCGUCGUUCUUUUCCGAGCGGAAAGUUACAUUGACGCCGCAGCCGUGGCCCUGGGCGCCCGAGGGCGAGGACGUCGUGAGCUGGGGCGGGAGCGCCAUCGAGGCGUACGUUUACGAGCGCCUCGGCGGCCAGAGCCUGCCCGGGGGCGCCGCCGCCUUCCUCUGCUCCGCGAGAGGUUGCCAAAUGGGCAACCAUUCGGCGACGGCGGUCCUCGACGACGAGAGCCACGAGCUGGUCACGGAGUGCGUGUACUGCGGGGAGGAGCGGCGCCCGGCGCCGCGGGAGCGGCGCCAGGUGUCGCAGUCGUCGCGCGGCUCGGGCGAGUCGGCGAAGACGCGCUAGCUAUGUAAUAUGAAUCAAAUGA